Erigeron canadensis is the source of this 971-nucleotide messenger RNA. RefSeq names its product leucine-rich repeat extensin-like protein 3. The coding region runs from base 116 to 628 and encodes 170 amino acids. NCBI's taxonomy places the organism in Eukaryota, Viridiplantae, Streptophyta, Magnoliopsida, Asterales, Asteraceae. The record is from RefSeq and is a predicted model, not a curated record. The transcript has a single exon.
UCAAUUCAAUUCCAUUUCAUACCAACUCUUGUCACACAUACAAAUAUACAACCCCCUUUAUCUCUUCCUCUCUAUUUGCAAAUUGUAACUUCUCAUUAUUAUCCUUUUUGUAAAAAUGUUGCUCAACUUCAAGAACACAAAAAUCAUCACAAUAUUGAUCUUCAUUUUCAUUGUAUCUCAUCUCACAAUUGAAGCUAAAUCAAACUCAUGGGUUGGUUCAAAAUACCAAGUUGAAUGCACAAUGUGUGCUGCUUGUGAUAACCCAUGCAACCAACCAAUUUACUCUCCACCACCACCACCACCAAAACUCACACCACCACCAUCUCCCAUCUGUCCACCACCACCGUCACCUCCCACCUCCGGCGGUAACGGUGGCUCCGGAAACUAUUAUCCACCACCAUCAACUUCCCAAGGUCCUUACUACACCUACCCACCACCAUCAUCACCACCUUCAAAUAAUAACAACAAUUACCCUACCCCACAACCACCUAACCCCAUUAUGCCAUACUUUCCUUACUACUAUUACAGCCCUCCACCACCAACACUCUCCACCGCCGCCGUGUCACUUCCCGGGCCCACCACCAUUUUAGUGUUACUCAACUUCAUUUUCUUUAUCUUUUUCUUUUAAAGUUAUAGAAAAGUAAAGAAUAAAGUGUCAAGAGUUGAUAGAUCUACAAAAAGAUUGAACAAGAUUUGAAAUUGAUGAAAUCCCAGAAAUACCCAUCAAGGGAUUGUUGAUUUAUGAUGAAAUUCAUGAUCACGCUCACUCCAAGAUGAUGAUGAGGAUGGCUUAAAGUGGAAAAUUAGAAAGUACUUUUGCAGUGAAGUAAUCUGUAAAUUCUUGACAGUUUGUCUUCUUCUUUUUUGUAAUUUUACUGUCUAUUUGGUUUUAAAUAGUGCUACAUUAAUGUUUAAUAAUAUUAACAAUUUUUCUCAAUAUAAACAAUAGUAUUAACAAUUUUUCUCAAUUA